Molecule: messenger RNA, 435 nt
Organism: Entrophospora sp. SA101
Lineage: Eukaryota; Fungi; Glomeromycota; Glomeromycetes; Entrophosporales; Entrophosporaceae
Source: the annotation of a GenBank genome assembly
AUGAAAAACAUUGAAGCCAAAAGAUCUGAAAAACAUUUUGAAGAGAGUCUUAAAAAAAAAACGAUAAAAACUCAUGGAUCAGAGAACGUCGAAGAAAUCCCAAGCGUCACAGGAAAAAUUUUUAUAUUUGGUUCAAAUGAAAUUGGACAGCUGGGCUUCGAUCCUGAAGCUAUUGGCACGGUCAAAAGACCAAGGGUACUGGAAUCUCUAGGCAAAAACAUAGUUGCAAUAUCUAUAUCAAGUUUACAUAAUGUUGCUAUAGAUAAUCAAGGAAAGGCAUACAGUUGGGGCUGCAAUGAUGAAGGUGCUUUAGGUAGAAAUACAGACAAAAUAGAUGAAUUCACUCCUGCCCAGGUUGAAGGAGUAGACGAUGUUUAUCCGGUAAAUUGUAAAAAAUUAGCCGAAUUAGUUUUCAUUCAUUCCAUGCGAUAUUAG